UAAAUGUGUUCAUGCACACACAUUGACGCACGGGCAAAGGUCUUGGAGGUUCUCGUGGCCGUCGGUCGACGCAGUUGCAUUGCCAACACCAUAACAGUAGUCAAAAUCCUGCGUUGAACAUUUCCCAAGUAAACUAUCGCUUUCGUUACAGAUUCUUAAAUAAUAAAACCCGCUGAACAAAGUUUGUAAAAAUGUCGUCCUCCCGUUGAGAUCGUCGGCACAUGCUGUGAGAAGCCGCAACAACAUCGUAUCGUCGUCAGUGAUAUGGUGAAUCAAGCCCGUCACAACAACGUACAAGUAUUAUUAUCGUGGACGACCAUUGGGAAGGCAGUGUGCAUCGAGCAAGUCUAAAAGUCGCAUUACACAUUAAGUGCAGUAUACAUGGCCAAGAGAUUCAAGAUGUCCCGAAAUCACAAGGACAAGUAUGAAAGCAGUAACCCACGUCGUACGCACACUAUCAUGACUCCAGAGGAAGCCGCCACUGGAAAGAAAUCUUUUUGGCCAGAAAUAGAGAUAACAGGCAGCGUUAGAAAUCUGAGCCCUCAUUUGUGGACGUUGACCCAUCUUACUGCAUUGUAUCUUAAUGAUAAUAGUUUACAAAGAAUACCUGCAGAGAUUGGCCGUUUGGUCAAUUUGAGAGUUCUUGAUCUCAGUAGCAACAAGUUGCGUAGUUUACCUGCAGAAUUAGGAGAACUCAUCUAUCUCAAAGAGCUGUUGCUGAAUCAGAAUUUUCUGCGAGUUUUACCUUAUGAAUUAGGGAAAUUAUUCCAGCUACAAAUACUUGGACUUCACGGGAAUCCACUUAGUAAGGAUGUAAUGGCCAUCUAUGGAGAACCACAGGGAACGCACAAACUGCUGUCAUACAUGUUGGACAACUUAUCAGUAACAGCAGGACAUCCACCUCAAAGACCCUGGAUACCUUUGACUAGACCAAAUCGGAUGAGGCCAACGUGUAUAUUCACCGUAAUGUGUUACAACGUGCUAAGUGAUAAGUAUGCCACGCGUCAAAUGUAUGGCUAUUGUCCGAGUUGGGCUUUAGAAUGGGAAUAUCGGAAAAAGGGGAUUCUUGACGAAAUUCGUCAUUACGCAGCCGACAUCAUCAGUCUACAGGAGGUUGAGACCGAUCAGUUUUACAAUUUCUUCUUGCCAGAGCUGAAAUGCGAUGGCUAUGACGGUAUAUUCUCGCCCAAAUCGAGGGCCAAGACAAUGGCUGAAAAUGACCGGAAGUUCGUCGAUGGGUGUGCAAUUUUUUUCCGCACCGCCAAGUUCACCUUGAUUAAGGAACAUCUCGUGGAAUUCAAUCAGCUUGCGAUGGCGAACGCGGAGGGUUCAGACAAUAUGCUCAAUCGCGUCAUGCCCAAGGACAACAUCGGCCUUGCAGCUCUUCUCCGCACUAACGAGGCUGCCUGGGAAAAUGCAAAUGCCACAACAGGUUUACCAACAGACCCUGCCCAAGUCCAUCAGAAUGUCCUCGUCUGCACGGCUCAUCUCCAUUGGGACCCGGAAUUCUGCGAUGUCAAGCUAAUUCAAACAAUGAUGCUAAGCAACGAGCUCAAAUCUAUACUCGAUCAAUCUGGCACGUCAUUGAGGCCUGGACACAAAUCAGACGCGUCUAAUGUUCAACUGUUACUCUGCGGCGAUUUCAAUUCAUUGCCCGACUCCGGUGUCAUCGAGUUUUUGACCUCCGGUCGCGUAGCGGCUGACCAUCGUGACUUCAAGGAGCUGACUUACAAAUCGAGCCUACAGAAAAUCUCGGGAUGCGAGCCUAAGACCAACGAAUUCACGCACUCGUUCAAACUCGCAUCUGCCUAUAGUGAGGAUAUAAUGCCUUAUACCAACUACACUUUUGAUUUUAAAGGAAUUAUUGAUUACAUUUUCUACUCGAAGCAAAGCAUGGUCCCUCUUGGUUUACUUGGUCCUCUGAGUGCAGAAUGGUUUAAAGAGCAUAAAAUCGUGGGUUGUCCUCAUCCUCACGUACCAUCAGAUCAUUUCCCACUCCUGGUAGAAAUAGAGAUGACGCCGACCUCUGGUGCAACCAACGGCAUGAUAUCUCGCAGGUAGCAGCCGCCACGCAAGAUAUCCAAAUAAACUUGUAUUUAAUUAUAAAUACAAUGAAUUGUACCUAACGACGAAUCAAGUAAAUGAAGAAAAUAAGAAGUUGAAGAUGCAUAUUACACAGAAGAUUAGAGCUACACUAAAGAAUAAUAUGUUUAAAAUAAUUGCAGUCAACUGAUCAUCAUUGUCAUAACGAAGUUACGAAGAUCAUCAUCAAGAUUCAACUAGUGCAACUUUGUUUUUUUAAUUUUUGGUGAACGAUAUAAUGAGAGCUUUAUCGUUUACGCAAAAAUACGCAUUCGAACAGCGUGUGUACGAGAAAGAUAAUUAAAAAGUACAGUCUCAAUUCGUGAUUCAGAUUGCGAAUGAGAAUCAUGCUCAUUAUAUCAUAAAAAAUAAUCAUUUAGUUGUCUGAGGUGUGAGUCGUAAUAGUAUUUUGUCUAAAAAAACUUGUGUAAUACGAAUUGGAUUAAAUGUUGCUGGCGAUUCUUAUGAGAAAAAUUAAGAAAAUUAUGGGGCACUACAAUAGGGGUAGUUAUAACGUCGACUUCUUUUAGUUUUCAGGCUCUCUGAAGUAUGAGUGUGUCGAAAAAUUAUUUUUAAUCGCAUGAAUACAUGUACACGUAAUUUUUUACACAUUCAUCAAUGCUCUAUCCAUUAGUUCGCAUUUAUACGUGAAUGAAAAAACAUGCAUACCGAAGAGAGCCAAGAGCGGAAGAAUGUAAGGUACAAUAUAAUGUAAAACAUUAAAAUCAACAUUGAGAGCCGACUAAUAAUCACCGCGUCAAAAACGUGUUAUUUAGGGAGAUUGUGUGACACUGAGCGAAAGUUUGCCGUAGCCCAUGUAUAGUGUAUUGCAUUUUUUUAAUGAAAAAAUAAUUAUAGAGAGAAAAAGGGACGAAGAGCGCACCUGAUGUUUGUGUGUACGUGUAAUUGAGCGAAUGUGUGUGUAAGAAUGAGAGGAAUAAAAAACUUCCCCCUUCCGAGUCACGUGUAAUAACUGUAGAUAAACGCCUAUUUUCCUAAUUAUAAUAAGCGCAAGGACGCAGGUGUGAUAAUAUAGAUAAAAUAUUCAACGUGACAAUGAGAGUGAAAGAGUGAUGGAGAUCGAGAGAAAUGGAUUAUUCCGAGCAAACCUCUGUGAUACGUUAAUAUCGAAAUUUAAAACAAAAAAGCAAAAAAAAAAAAAAAAAA
This is a messenger RNA of Trichogramma pretiosum, 3249 nucleotides long. RefSeq names its product CCR4-NOT transcription complex subunit 6-like (gene twin). NCBI's taxonomy places the organism in Eukaryota, Metazoa, Arthropoda, Insecta, Hymenoptera, Trichogrammatidae. The record is from RefSeq and is a predicted model, not a curated record. Bases 382 to 2061 code for a protein of 559 amino acids. Gene Ontology annotation, biological process: nuclear-transcribed mRNA poly(A) tail shortening. Gene Ontology annotation, cellular component: nucleus; CCR4-NOT complex; cytoplasm. Gene Ontology annotation, molecular function: protein binding; poly(A)-specific ribonuclease activity. The transcript has 10 exons.